This is a messenger RNA of Eruca vesicaria subsp. sativa (arugula), 2142 nucleotides long. The record is from the annotation of a GenBank genome assembly. NCBI's taxonomy places the organism in Eukaryota, Viridiplantae, Streptophyta, Magnoliopsida, Brassicales, Brassicaceae.
GCUGCUCCUCCUUAUCGAUUAAAACGUUUCCUUCCAUUUGGGGAUUAAAAUUAGGGUUUUGGAGACUAUGGCCGAAUCCGUCUGUCUUGUGAGAUCCUUCUCUCAACCUUCGUCGUCGCACGAGGUGAUUAUUCCUCGUGGUGUGCUUACGGAAUCUGUAUCGUUUGGUAGAUUUGCGUCAGAGAGUCUACAGUGGGAGAAAUGGUCAGCUUUUACUCAGAACCGUUACUUGGAAGAGGUUGAGAGGUUUACAAAGCCUGGCUCUGUGGCUGAGAAGAAAGCCUUCUUUGAAGCUCACUUCAAGAACCGAGCUUCUGGGAAGACAACAAAGAUCAAGACACAACAAGGAUCAAAUGGUGUUAAGGCUAGUCAUGAAGCCGUGUGUGAAGUAGUGAAAGAGAAUCUACCACUUGUGGAUGAAGAGGUGUGUUAUGUUGCUCCAUCAGUUUAUGUAACAGAUGGUGAUGUUGGGGAAGUGAAGGAUACGGUUGGUGAGAAUAUUGAUUCCAUGGCUGUUCUUGAAGACGAGGGUCUUGACAAGGAGAAUUAUACUUCUUUGAGCAAAGAGAGGCGUCCUAGUUCUUCUUCUAUGGCUGUUCCUCUAGACGAGGAUCUUGACAAGGAGAAUUAUACUUCUUUGAGCACAGAGAGAUGUCCUAGUUCUUCUUCUAUGGGUGUUCCUGAAAACGAGAAUCUUGACAAGGAGAAUUCUACUUCUUUGAGCAAAGGAAGACGUCCUAGUUCUUCAGGAUCAAAGACCUGCAGUAGAAGUUCAAUUCCGGAACCUCCCCUUACUAAUCUGCCAAUUAAGAAAGCCAGGAAAGAGCCACUUUCAACUAGGAAAAGGUCUACUAGUGUAUCGAAAAAACAAAGCAGAUCACCACCUCCUCACCCCUUUAACAUGUCAACCAAUUGUGCUCCUUCUGGUAAUGCCGACAAAAAGAUAUCUCAGGACGGGUCUAGAAACAGUACCAAUGUGAAGGACGCAUGUAAAGCAGACAAGAAGGAGAGAUCAGGUCCAAGUUCAGUUCACAUGCCACUCAACUCUGCUACCUCUACUCGUCAAACGACCAAAACAGCUCCAAAAAAGCUAGCAAGAAGAUCCACUACACAGGAAACAAAUUCAUCAAAUGCUGUAAGCAGUAUAAAGCCAAAGGACAACGAACCAACAGUAGCUUCAAAAAGCCGCAGGAGACCAUUGUCUAGAGCAGACAAAGAAGAAUCAGAUGCUCCAAAAUGUUCAACCAGAGCCUCUGUUUUCAGGCUACCAGGACUUCCUCCUCCCAGGGUUCGGCCAUCAGACGAGAAAAGGAAAAACAUAACUGUAAGUAGCUCAGUUUCUUGCAGAAUACCCAACAAUGUGCAAAGACAGCCUUCUGUCAGCUGCGAAAAUCUUUCAACUCAUAGCAGAACCAGAGAGAAGUCUUUCACUGUUUCUACUCCCUUCAAGUUCAGAAGUGAUGAACGGGCAGAAAAGAGGAAAGAGUUCUUCAAGAAGGUAGAAGAAAAGAAAAAGAUAGAGGAUGCUGUCAAAGAGCAAUCGUCUUGUGGUGUUCAGGCACCAGUGAUAACUCUGACUUCACCAAGAUUCCGCAGGAAUCAAACUCCAGGAAGAGAGAACAAACAAAAGUCUCGUGAAUCUCCCCAUAAAGUUGCCUCAGUGAAGAUUACAAACACCAGAAAUCCAUCGAUUGAGAAACACAAACGCUGCAAGAUUCACCCCUCGCUGACAAAGAAGAAAACACAAGAAGAUUCGUCUCCUAAUGUUCUCUAGAAGUAAGAUUGCAUUGCAUACGUCAGAGACAAAUCCAACCAAUCAUAUGUUUCGUUUCCUCUUCUUCAACACAGCUGAUUUAAGAUUAUACCAGAGGAUCAUCAUGAAGAUUUAGCAUUUCACGUUGAAGAUUACGAAAGUUUGUAGUUUCAGCAUGUAACCUUGUCAAGCUUAUGAUAUAGGUAACUAGCCCUUGAUGCAAACUGUAUAACGUAAGCUUUUAAGGAGCUGUAGUGGAAUAGAUAGAACUUAAUUCACCAAAUAAGUAUGUACUCUAUAGUUCUUUUAACUAUGACUGAGCAAAGUUCUUCUCUUUUUUCUUUGUGUAUGAGUUUUAGUACUGUUUCACUUUCAAUAAGAAAGAGCCA